UGCUGAUUAAUUUUUCAAGUGAUUUCAGCUGGCGACAACCUAGGAAGGUCCACUCAUUGCUUAACAACAUUGUUGUAUUGUUCCGAGAGGGAUCCGUUCCUGGCCGUCCUCCGUCCACUGUUUUUUCUUUACGCGCUAAGUUGGCUCAGAGACGCGCCACUAAUUAUUAAUUUAGCAGGAACGCGUUUCUACAUAAGAAUCCACCGUGCUCAAGUCUCUUCCUUCUAAACAUCUUUUGUUCAUCAACCACGAUCUCAACAUUGGGAACGGGCCACUACAUCGCAUCAUACUUGAGAUUAGAUCUGCAUGUUACUUGCAUACAGACACUUGUGGCUUCGAAUUAAUUAUUCCAGUUAACUGAACCUUGCUUCAUUGCACUUCAGUUCUUAAUCGCCUCUUUUUUACCGCCUUUUGGGUCUUGAGUGCCCCAAACUUUACGAUGUAUGUCAAGAAGCGUGAUGGACGUCAAGAGCGUGUUCAAUUCGACAAGAUCACAGCUCGUGUCUCUAGGCUCUGUUACGGUCUAGACACAGAUCAUGUCGACCCAGUUGCCAUUACCCAGAAAGUUAUCUCUGGUGUCUAUGGGGGUGUCACUACAGUCCAGCUCGACGAUCUCGCAGCCGAGACCGCCGCAUACAUGACUGUUACCCACCCGGACUAUGCUAUCCUCGCCGCUCGUAUUGCAGUUUCGAACCUACACAAACAGACCAAAAAACAAUGGUCUUCCGUCAUCAGUGAUCUCUACCACUAUGUCAACCCAAAGAACAGGAAGGCCUCUCCUAUGAUCUCCCAAGAGACGUAUGAGUGCGUCAUGAGACACAAGGAGGAUUUUGACUCUGCCAUUGUUUACGAUAGGGACUUCAACUACCAAUACUUUGGCUUCAAGACUUUGGAGCGAUCAUACCUACUCAAGCUCAAUGAGAAGAUCGUUGAGCGGCCGCAGCAUAUGAUCAUGCGUGUGGCGGUUGGUAUCUGGGGUGACGAUAUAGAGAAGGUUAUUCAAACUUAUAACCUGAUGUCGAGUAAAUACUUCACACAUGCCUCGCCUACCCUUUUCAAUGCCGGAACGCCUCAAGCACAGCUAUCGUCCUGCUUCCUCGUUGAUAUGAAGGACGACAGUAUCGAGGGUAUCUACGACACCCUCAAGACCUGCGCUAUGAUCUCCAAGAUGGCUGGCGGUAUCGGUCUCAACAUCCAUCGUAUCCGUGCCACUGGCUCAUACAUUGCUGGCACUAACGGCACCUCGAACGGAAUUGUACCCAUGCUUCGUGUCUUCAAUAACACUGCAAGAUACGUUGACCAGGGUGGUAACAAGAGGCCUGGUGCUUUUGCCAUCUACCUCGAGCCUUGGCAUUCAGAUGUUUUCGAGUUCCUUGACCUUCGCAAGAACCACGGCAAGGAAGAAGUCCGUGCUCGUGACCUCUUCUUGGCUCUCUGGAUUCCUGACCUUUUCAUGAAACGUGUUGAGAAGAACGGUGAAUGGACCCUCAUGUGCCCCAACGAGUGCCCUGGCCUGGCAGAUGUUUACGGUGACGAGUUUGAGGCCCUAUACGAGAAAUACGAGGCAGAGGGCCGUGGUCGCCAGAAGAUUAAGGCUCAGAAGCUGUGGUACGCCAUCCUCGAGGCUCAGACGGAGACUGGUAAUCCCUUCAUGCUCUACAAGGAUCACUGCAACCGCAAGAGUAACCAAAAGAACCUGGGUACGAUCCGUAGCUCCAACCUGUGUACCGAGAUUGUAGAGUACUCGGCUCCCGACGAGGUGGCGGUCUGCAACUUGGCAUCGCUUUCUCUGCCGUCAUUCGUUGACUAUAACGAGGGCAACUAUGACUUUCAGAAGCUCCAUGAGGUUGUCCAGGUGGUCGUUCACAACUUGAACAGAAUCAUCGACGUCAAUUUUUACCCUGUUCCGGAGGCCCGCAACAGUAAUAUGCGACACCGACCCAUCGGUCUUGGUGUUCAGGGUCUUGCCGAUACGUUCUUAGCGCUACGUAUGCCUUUCGAGUCGCCAGAAGCCAGGCAGUUAAACAAGCAGAUCUUCGAGACCAUGUACCACGCUGCUUUGACUGCAUCUUCUGAUAUUGCUAAGGUCGAAGGUCCUUACUCUACCUACGAAGGCUCCCCCGUCUCACAAGGUAUCCUCCAAUAUGACAUGUGGAACGUCACUCCCUCAGAUCUCUGGGACUGGGCCGGUCUCAAGGAGAAAAUCAAGCAGACCGGUAUACGUAACAGCUUGUUGAUGGCACCUAUGCCAACGGCUAGCACCUCCCAGAUUCUAGGUAACAAUGAGUGCUUCGAACCUUACACCUCGAACAUCUAUUCUCGUCGUGUCCUUGCUGGCGAGUUCCAGGUCGUCAACCCCUGGCUGCUGAAGGACCUUGUCGACAUGGGCCUCUGGUCUGAUGGAAUGAAGAACCGUAUUAUUGCCGAGGGCGGUUCAAUUCAGAACAUCCCCAACAUCCCCGCAGAUAUCAAGUCUCUUUACAAGACCGUAUGGGAGAUCUCCCAGCGAACUGUUGUCCAGAUGGCUGCUGAUCGUGGUGCUUUCAUCGAUCAAUCCCAAUCGCUCAACAUUCACAUGAGAGAACCUACCAUGGGUAAGAUCACCAGUAUGCAUUUCACUGGUUGGAAACUUGGCCUGAAAACUGGCAUGUACUAUCUCCGUACCCAAGCUGCUGCCGCGCCCAUUCAAUUCACCGUAGACCAAGAAGCUCUCAAGGUUGCGGAUUCGAACGCGGCUAAGUCGGGUGGGCUAAAGAAGCGAGCCCCCCCUGGAAACUACAACUCUUCCGCCUCCACAAGCCUAGCUAGGCCUGCGUAUGCCAAGCGGGAGGAUUCGAACAACAGCCUUGCCGCCUCAGGUCUUAACGGGAUCCCGACGCCUAGCACUACUCCGCCCCCUGUCUCGGUAACCCGGCCAGCAGCUUCGCCGAACAAGGCUGCACCCUUCAAGGCCGACGUCGACGAGGGCGAGAGUCCCAAGGCUUUAGCUACGGAACCCUCUGAGAAGGUCAAGGAAGAGGAGCUUCCUGAGCCAGCUAUUGAUGGCCAAAAGACCGGCCAGGAUGAAGACAAGGAGGAUAAGAGCAAAGAGCGUGAGUAUGACAUCUACGCUGAUGCCGUCCUAGCUUGCAGCAUCGAGAACCCUGAAUCGUGUGUUAUGUGCAGCGGUUAAAGGACCCGACGAGAUGAAGUGAUGAUGAUACGUAGCUGAUGAUGGACAUAAUGGAAGCAAGGAUGCUUCAGACCCAGCCUGCCUGGUGCAUUGCCUGGGCCUUGUGAAGAAGCAAAACGAUAAAUGCUACGCAUCGAGAUGAUUGUAUAAUGGUUGGGUUCAUGGAGCAUGGUAUCGAGUCAAGCAAAUGGGCUUUGUAUGGACAUUGUACGAUACUUCGCAACGGUUUCUAGUCCGUUGUCCCUCGCGUAAUCAUGAGAUGCCAAAAUGCGCAUCUAACGGUGGUUUAUGCUUGACCCUUUUUCUUAUAGGAUUAAAUCAAUAAAAAUAUGAUAAUGA
Annulohypoxylon maeteangense is the source of this 3511-nucleotide messenger RNA. RefSeq names its product ribonucleoside-diphosphate reductase large chain. Gene Ontology annotation, molecular function: ribonucleoside-diphosphate reductase activity, thioredoxin disulfide as acceptor; ATP binding. Gene Ontology annotation, cellular component: ribonucleoside-diphosphate reductase complex. Lineage: Eukaryota; Fungi; Ascomycota; Sordariomycetes; Xylariales; Hypoxylaceae. Gene Ontology annotation, biological process: DNA replication; deoxyribonucleotide biosynthetic process. The record is from RefSeq and is a predicted model, not a curated record. The coding region runs from base 440 to 3172 and encodes 910 amino acids. The transcript is spliced from 4 exons.